Molecule: messenger RNA, 1484 nt
Organism: Oppia nitens
Lineage: Eukaryota; Metazoa; Arthropoda; Arachnida; Sarcoptiformes; Oppiidae
Gene: fbl
Product: pantothenate kinase 3-like
Exons: 4
Coding region: 94-1338 (414 amino acids)
Biological process (GO): coenzyme A biosynthetic process
Cellular component (GO): cytosol; nucleus
Molecular function (GO): pantothenate kinase activity; ATP binding
Source: RefSeq, a predicted model, not a curated record
AAAUAUAAAACGUUUUUAUACUUUGAAUGUAAAGUCAUUCAAAUAUGAUAAACAAAAUCUCAAACAUUUGAUACCAUUUCUUAAGAUUAUUGAAUGUCUUUUGGUUUUUUAAAUAUUCAGUAUUGUCAAAACACGAGUUCACUCAUCAAUCCUUAUCGUCGUCCGAGUUAUGUGAGGAAGAAGAAGGAAUUGAUGGCUAAUAUGACAACAAAUAUGAACGGCAGUAAUGAGGCCAACAAAUCGAUAACCAAUGGGCCGCCGAUGCCGUGGUUUGGUAUGGAUAUCGGCGGAACACUCGUCAAAUUAGUAUACUUUGAACCGACUGACAAACACAUGACACAAAUGAACUCGGAUUUGGAGACAUUGAAGAAAAUCAGACACUACUUGAAGAAGAACGCCUCGUACGGCAAUACCGGUAAACGUGAUGUUCAUCUGCAGAUGAAUAACUGUUGUAUUAAUGGUCGAUACGGGACAUUGCAUUUCAUACGAUUUCCGUCAACCGAAAUGCCGGUUUUUGUCAAACUGGCCAAAUCCAAGGGCAUAGCUAACAUGGCCAGCACAAUAUGCGCCACCGGCGGCGGUGCCUUCAAAUUUGAGGCCGAAUUCAAGAGAGAUCUCAAUUUAGAGUUACAUAAAUUUGAUGAAUUGGAUUCACUGAUUCACGGAAUCCAUUACAUAGAGGCCUACAAUCAACACGAAUGUUAUUAUCUGAGCGAUCCGUUAAAUGAUGAUAAGUGUAUACGUGUUCCGUACGACUUCAGUCAUCCCUAUCCUUUCCUUGUGGUUAACAUCGGUUCCGGUGUCAGUAUUUUGGCCGUCUAUUCGCCAGACAAAUACAAACGAGUCAGUGGUUCGAGUCUUGGUGGCGGAACUUUUCUCGGCUUAUGUGCUUUACUUACCGGUUGUGAAACAUUUGAAGACGCGAUAGCGUUGGCCGCGAAUGGCGACUCCACGAAAGUGGACAAAUCAAUUCGGGACAUUUACGGCGGUGACUAUGAAAAGUUCAAACUCAGCGGCAAUGUUAUUGCCUCGAGUUUUGGCAAUAUGUGUAGCGCCGAAAAGCGUGACCAGGCCACUCGUGCCGAUUUGGCCAGAGCCACAUUAGUGACCAUUACCAACAAUAUUGGUUCAAUUGCCCGCAUGUGUGCAAAGAACGAGGGCAUCGAACGUGUGGUAUUUGCCGGCAAUUUCUUGCGGGUCAACGAAAUAUCAAUGAAGUUAUUGGCCUUUGCAAUGGAUUUCUGGUCAGACGGUACACUCAAAGCCCUGUUUCUCGAACACGAGGGAUACUUUGGUGCCGUCGGAUGUCUUCUGGAGCUCAUGAAGACCAACAGUUAAUGUGAUCCUUAAAAUAAAAACUUAAAACAUAACAAAACCAAAUCAUGAUUUUUUUAAACUACAAUAAUUGUUUUACUCUUCUGUACUUAACGUAGAAUACAGUAAAUAAUAUUUUAUUUGUAGUUUUUGACCGAUCGUAGACUUUC